Messenger RNA from Gracilinanus agilis (Agile Gracile Mouse Opossum), 1617 nucleotides. RefSeq names its product transmembrane O-methyltransferase (gene TOMT). Gene Ontology annotation, molecular function: catechol O-methyltransferase activity. Lineage: Eukaryota; Metazoa; Chordata; Mammalia; Didelphimorphia; Didelphidae. Gene Ontology annotation, biological process: catecholamine catabolic process; dopamine metabolic process; developmental process. The record is from RefSeq and is a predicted model, not a curated record. The transcript has 3 exons. Bases 305 to 1081 code for a protein of 258 amino acids.
UGUGGGGCUUUCUAUGGUUCCCAAAUUUGGGAAGGUGACUUUUUUUUAGGAAAUCUAGAAAUGUAAUGGGAAGCAUCUGUGUUAGGAGUCAGUAGACUUAGUUUCUAGGCCUGGCUCAAUGUAUGACCUAAAAAGGAAUGCUUACUUGUAGCCGGGUGCAUCAUCAGGGAAGCUGGAGCACAGACUUCACAAGUGGGACCAGACUAGAGGGACUCUGAGGUCCUUUCUGUUAUUCCACAGCUCUUGUUCCCACCGUGUGCCCUUUUCCUCCUGUCCUCUCCCUCUUGCAGGGCCCAGCAGGAACAUGUCUCCUGCCAUCGCGCUGGCCUUCCUGCCACUAGUGGUGACCUUGCUGGCUCGAUACCGCCACUAUUUCCGGCUCCUGAUCCGGGCUGUGUUACUUCGGGGGAUCCGUGAUUGCUUGACAGGGCUGCGGCCUGAGGAGAGGGCUUUCAGCUAUGUGCUGACCAAUGCCCUGCCUGGGGACCCUGGCCACAUCCUCGCCACCUUGGACCACUGGAGCAGUCGCUGCGAGUACCUGGCCCAUCUCGGGCCUCUCAAAGGUCAGAUUCUGACCCGCCUGAUAACCCAACAGGCCCCAGAAUGUGUGCUAGAGCUGGGUACCCGCUGUGGCUAUGCCACCCUGCUCAUUGCUCAAGCCCUGCCUCCGGGCAGCAGGGUCAUCACUAUCGAGAUGGACCCUCGGAUAGCGACUGUGGCAGAAAAAGUCAUCCGCCUCUCGGGCUUUGAUGAAUGCAAGGUGGAGCUGAUUGUGGGGCGCUCUGAGGAGGUGAUCCCUCACCUGCAGGCCCAAUAUGGACUACAUCAGGCUGGACUGGUGCUACUGGGGCACCGACCUCGCUGCUACCUGAGGGACCUGCAGCUCCUGGAAGCCCAUGCUCUGCUGCCUGCUGGUGCCACUGUGCUGGCAGACCAUGUGCUCUUCCCGGGGGCACCGCGCUUCCUGCAGUACACCAAGACCUGUGGUCGCUACCGCUGUCGCCUCCACCACACUGGCCUUCAGUACUUCCCUGCCAUCCGUGAUGGUCUGGCCCAACUCACUUACUUGGGGCCAGGCUGAGGAAGGUCCAUUCUUCAGAGGAUCGCAGGAUGCGGAGAUGGAAAGGACCCUAGAGACCACUUAGUUCAAACCCUCCUUUACAGAGGAGAAACCUGAAGCCAAAGUCAUACAGGAAAUAGGUAGCAGACUGGAAUCUGACCCCAAGUUUUCAGACUCCAAACUCAACCCUCCGCCUAGCCCAGCUCACUGCCUCCUGCAAUAUGGCAUUGCAGAAGAAGCGCAGCUUCCCAAGGAGACUGGGAGAGAGAGUGAGGGCCAGACCGAGCCUGGCAGAAUCAGGAAACAAUUGAUAAAGCUGCUUCCUGCCACUUCCUUCUCUUGGCUUCUCCUCUUUUGCCCAGGCAAGGUCUCCUCUCCCACAGAUUUCUGGCCCCACUGAGGCCUGGGCUUAGCUUUGCCUCAUGACUCUUAUAGAAGAGAGAGGAACGGAGAGAAGAGCCAGGAGAGGAGAUCCAAGUGGCGAGGCACUCAGUGUAUUAGAAAGAACAUUGGAGGGGACAGUUAGGUGGCUCGGUGAAUUGAGCACCAAGUCUAGA